GCAGAUAUAAUAUAAAAUGUCUAAUGGUUAUGAAGAUCACAUGGCUGAAGAUUGCAGGGAUGAUAUUGGUAGAACAAAUUUAAUUGUGAACUACCUCCCUCAGAACAUGACGCAAGAUGAAUUACGGAGUCUAUUUAGCAGUAUUGGCGAAGUCGAAUCUGCAAAACUUAUUCGGGACAAAGUUGCAGGACACAGCUUAGGCUAUGGCUUUGUAAACUAUGUGACUGCAAAAGAUGCUGAAAGAGCAAUAAACACACUGAAUGGUCUCAGACUCCAGUCAAAAACCAUCAAGGUUUCCUAUGCUCGUCCGAGUUCUGAAGUUAUCAAAGAUGCUAACUUAUACAUUAGUGGACUGCCAAGGUCAAUGACACAGAAAGAUGUUGAAGAUAUGUUCUCCCGUUUUGGGCGCAUCAUCAACUCGCGUGUGCUUGUGGAUCAAACUACAGGUUUGUCCAGAGGGGUCGCAUUUAUCCGGUUUGACAAAAGGUCAGAAGCAGAAGAGGCAAUUACAAAUUUCAAUGGUCACAAACCCCCAGGUUCCUCCGAACCCAUUACAGUGAAGUUUGCAGCCAAUCCUAACCAGAACAAAAAUGUGGCACUGUUAUCGCAGCUGUGUCAUUCACCAGCUAGACGAUUUGGAGGGCCAGUUCAUCACCAGGCGCAAAGAUUCAGGUUCUCUCCUAUGGGUGUAGAUCACAUGAGUGGGCUUUCUGGUGUAAAUGUUCCAGGAAACGCAUCUUCUGGCUGGUGUAUCUUCAUCUACAACCUUGGUCAAGAUGCUGAUGAGGGAAUCCUCUGGCAGAUGUUUGGCCCCUUUGGUGCGGUUACCAAUGUGAAAGUUAUUCGAGAUUUCAACACCAACAAGUGCAAAGGUUUUGGUUUUGUGACCAUGACAAACUAUGAAGAAGCUGCAAUGGCCAUAGCAAGUCUUAAUGGCUACCGCCUGGGGGACAAAAUCUUACAGGUUUCCUUCAAAACCAACAAGUCCCACAAAUAACUUGCUCGUGCUUUUUGUAUGGAAUAGAUAAUUGAGUGACAGAAGUUGAAACAUUUUUGUUAGUGUAAAACUCAUUUUGCGCCAAUUUUCACAAGUGUUUGUCUUAGUCUAAAUGAGAAGUGAAAAAGGUUUUAUAUUCUGGGAUGCAACUGACAUGUUCAAAUGUUUGAAAUCCCACAAUGUUAGACCAAUUUUAAGUUCCUUUAAGUUAUUUCAUUUAAAACAUAUUAAAAAUCCCCUGAAAUCUUACGUAGAUUGCAUUAACUAGACCCUCUGGAUGGUGGUAAAAUUGAAGCAUGCUUUCACUUAUGAGACUAACAUUUGUUCCAUUGAAUGUUGUCUGCAAAAACUGGAAUUUUUUUAAAAAAACUUAUCAGGCUGAAUCCAUUAGUUUUCUUGUUUUUUUUUUUUUUUUUAUGUUGUUGUUUUUGCUCCAUGUUCCCUUGAUCUUCUCCUCUCCCCCAGACUCAGUAGUAUGGAAGAAAAGUUGAGAAAUACUAAUGUUUUGGUUGACAGUAAAAUGCUUUAUCAAUUAAUAUUCAUUGCUACAUAUAGUUGAGGAUUAGGCUUUAUAAAGUCAAGGUCUUGUAAGUAGUAGCAUGCCAGCAUAACUUUUAACACCAUUGAUGAGGUAAGUUGCACACUGAACAGUGGCCAAGUUGUCAAAUUCAAAGGUUUUAGAAAUAAGACUUUUAAAGCCCACUUUGUAAUAGGGAUGGACCAAAGAGUUUCAAAGAAACUCCGGGAAGAUUUCAGAGUCAAAAUGAAACUCCAAAAAAGUGUGAAUAUAUGUUGCUACUUUAUCAAACUGAAUCUCUUCUGUCCAAAUAUGUAAUGCAUGGUGCACUACUUACUGGCACAUUAUAAUGCAGCAAGAUACUUACUCAUUCUCAAAGAUCAUUAUAGUUUGAAUUCCUUUGGUAGUUCUAUUUUGUAAAGAAAAAAAACAGUUAUAAACAUUUGAGCAUUGUAUUUCUCGCAUCCCUUCUAAUGAGUGCUAGAUUUUUCUAUUUUAAUAGGAUUUUGUUUUGACGACUAGCUUAUUGAACACUCAGCAGAAAAGUACUUACUUCUUGCAAGUUAGAUAUUAACAAAAAAAAAACUUUGAUUUGUAGAUUUAAAGAUUAAUCCCCCAAGUUUUCUGCAGACUGCCUUGAAACUUUGAGUUGUUCUGUUUCUGUUAAUUUUCUUUUGCUUUUUUGUGUUUUUUGUUUGUUUUUACUUUUGCAUUUAAGAACAUUAAAUUUGAUUUUGUUUUGC
This is a messenger RNA of Tinamus guttatus (white-throated tinamou), 2257 nucleotides long. Lineage: Eukaryota; Metazoa; Chordata; Aves; Tinamiformes; Tinamidae. The record is from RefSeq and is a predicted model, not a curated record.